CCUCCUUUUCAGUACUCAUGUAUCGAUUCGAGUCCAAUCUCCAUGUACAUAUCUCAUCCAUUUUGGAACUGGAUAGUCAAAGUGAGUUAUUUGACGAAGUCAAUUUUUUUCCAGUUUUAUCCAAGAACAUGGGCUCCUAAUGUUCUCACGCUCGUCGGAUGGUCGCUUGUGAUGGGUUGCUUCUUGUUAGAAUCGGUGCUCGAUUAUGACCUCACCGCGAAUAACGAAGAUUCCGACCACCCUGUUCCUGACUGGUUCUGGCUGUUAGCUGCUAUAUGCACAUUUCUCGGUUACACCUUAGAUGGCACGGAUGGGAAGCAAGCGAGACGAAUAGGUGCCUCUGGCCCUACCGGGGAACUAUUUGAUCAUGGACUUGAUUCGUGGUCCACAGUACCUUUUACAAUCACCAUUUUCUCUGUAUUCGGUAGAGGUGAAUUCAGUGUUACUCCUAUACAUUUGCUGUGUGUUCUAAUAAGUGUACAGAUUGUGUUUAUUGUUACUCAUUGGGAAAAGUACAACACUGGCGUACUAUAUCUUUCGUGGGGUUAUGAUGCUAGUCAGUACGGAUUAACCUUUAUUUAUCUAUUCACGUAUUUCGUCGGUUAUGAAUGGUUCAAGUUCUACGUCUACAGCAACAUUAACUUUGCUGAUGUUUUUGAGGGAUUCUUCUAUAUUUGCUGUCUCAUCUCUUUGAUUAUGUCGGCGUAUAACAUGUGGUAUGCAUAUGCUGUAGAUAAAACAUUCAAGCAGAAAUCAGUUUAUGAAGCGGUUCGUCCGAUAUUUCCCUGUAUUAUGCUAUUUGCUGUGUCCUUGAUUUGGGCUACGUUUUCUCGAACAGAUGUCUGCGGAAGAGAUCCGCGAACAUUCUUCUUUGCAAUGGGCACUGUGUUCAGUAAUAUCGCAGUAGGUUUUGACCAUUGUUUUGUUUUUCUUUCUCACACUUAA
Haemonchus placei is the source of this 945-nucleotide messenger RNA. The record is from the annotation of a GenBank genome assembly. Lineage: Eukaryota; Metazoa; Nematoda; Chromadorea; Rhabditida; Trichostrongylidae.